GAUAAGGAGCCGAGAAACGAGCUAAGAACUUCGCGCUGCUGCUUUUUAACGUUAUAGGGUAGCUUGAAAGCAGCUGCGUAAACUUCAUGUCUGGGUAUAAGUACUGUGACGUCGCGGGGUUACGAGCUGAGUGGUUUCUAACUGGGUUUACGCAGGGACGCUCCACCGUGCAGGAUGAGGUCGACUGUUCUCUCCGGAUUCAUAGUGCUCGUCGUAUGCAGUGCUGCCCAUAGCGAAGAAAGCUGGCACACCCACGCACGGACUGCCCGGGCUGCCAUGUUCCCACAAACUCACGGCAUGAUGCAGCCAAGCCCUAUGCCUCUGUCAGGGUCCGGAGGUUUCCACGGGGGUGACGCGACAAUGUCAUUUGGGAGGAACGCGGGCUUCGCUGGUGGCUCAGCAUCUCCGCCACAUGGCAUGAUGGGCGACACCAUGGGCUCCAUGGGAUCCAUGGGUUCCAUGGGAUCCAUGGGUUCGAUGGGAUCCAUGGGAUCCAUGCCCGUCGGCCACAUGCCGGGAAUGGACGGUGACGCGCCUGGCGGCCAGCCUUCCUCGUCGCAUUUCUUCGGCUGAAGCAUUUAGUCUGUGGUGCAACGUUUCAACGGGGACACAUCGGGCAGUGGACUGAGAAGAAGCAUCUAUGUUGACGAUGUGCCGGCCAUUUCACCUGUAAUAAAUGUAUGAUGGACUCUCUUACAACGCGACUAUGUGUGAGCCAGU
This is a messenger RNA of Dermacentor silvarum, 720 nucleotides long. RefSeq lists its product as uncharacterized. The transcript is spliced from 7 exons. Lineage: Eukaryota; Metazoa; Arthropoda; Arachnida; Ixodida; Ixodidae. The record is from RefSeq and is a predicted model, not a curated record. The coding region runs from base 175 to 573 and encodes 132 amino acids.